Messenger RNA from Dunckerocampus dactyliophorus (ringed pipefish), 3486 nucleotides. It is a transcript of the gene inavaa, whose product is annotated as innate immunity activator a. Gene Ontology annotation, biological process: positive regulation of protein ubiquitination; adherens junction maintenance. NCBI's taxonomy places the organism in Eukaryota, Metazoa, Chordata, Actinopteri, Syngnathiformes, Syngnathidae. The transcript has 11 exons. The coding region runs from base 1195 to 2889 and encodes 564 amino acids. The record is from RefSeq and is a predicted model, not a curated record.
AGUGAGAAAGUAGACCAUCUGGAGGAGGCUUUUCAGGAUAUACAGAUUGAGAAUACCCAUGGGUCCAGUUAAGGCACUGGAGACAUUUGGGGAAAAUUACGGAAAACACAGACUUGAAGUGAAAUUUAGAUGCAUGAUUAAGUUGGCUUUUUUACACAACCUAUGUGUAUUUGGUAAAAUCUGUUAAUAACGAAUCAGCAAUUUUUAAAAUGCCUUUAAAUCAGGGGUCACCAACGUGGUGCCCGCGGGCACCAGGUAGCCCCCCACGACCACAUGAGGUGCCCGCAAGUCUGCUUUUCAUUCAGGUUUUCAGUUAAUAAUGAAAGAACAGUAGAAAGAAAUGCAUUCUGAAAUACAAAAUGUGAGUUGUGGACACCAGCAUUUUGUUAAUGUUCUGGUAAAACAAGCAUAUUCGCUUUGUUGGGGUUUAAAAUAAGCUCUGAAAAGAAAUGUUACAAAAAUGACUAGCUCUUGGCCAUUUUCAUUUUGUAAAAGUAGCUCUCACAAGGAAAAACCUUGGUGACCCCUGCUUUAAAUGAUUGUAGAGAGUGUGAUUAUAAUAAUAAAGUAUACAUAACUGAGAGUUCUGAAAAACUCAAGAUCUUUUUAGUUUUAACACCUGAAAAAUCCCAAACAUAAACUAUGCAAUGACACUUUUCAAAUGACUAAUUGAUUUAGUUCAUAUUUUUUGUCUGACCCAAACGCUUGUUACCGCAGGCAGUGGCUCCUGCCUGGACCACACAUUCCAUCAUUUAAGAUUUCAUUUAAAUCAAGACUUUUUUUUAUUUUUCUUGACUAGUUUUCUACAAACAGCCUCUAAUCCUGUAUGUUAGCCUCCAAGCUUGCCAAGCGUGGCUUUAACAAGCAGCGUACUGCUGAGUCACGUCCAAUGGAUGAAGCGUGUCUUUUGUGAGCCGCGUCGGACCGAACCAUUUCAACAUAACCAGGGGAGUUCACGUCUACUAAAUCCAUUAUCUUCACCGUUUAAAGGAUGAAGAUAUUCUCCCCCUUCAGAGAGCGACUUGGAGUUGACUAGAACAGAUGUCUUAAACCGCUCUACUCUCACAUUUGACCGGAGAAAGUCAAACUCCGGAGAGCUAUUGAUGUGGCAGCAAUGAGCGUGUAAAAGAAGAAGAAGAAGAAGAAGAAGAAGAAGAUUACUCACAAACUAUAUUUCCAAAUACGACAGUCAAGAUGACAAGCAUUGAGAGCAAAGAGGAGAUCAGUGACACUGACAGUGGGAUUAUCUUGCACUCUGGUCCAGACAGCCCCACAUCUCCCAUCAAGGACCUGACCACGCACACCAGAGCCCUCAAACUAAAGCACCAGUCUCUGGAGGAGCAUCUGGAGCUCUGCCUGCUGGAGCUCAGGAAGCUCUGCAUCAAAGAAGCUGAGUUGACUGGUAAACUGCCCUCAGACUAUCCUCUCAUGCCUGAUGAGAAGCCUCCCCAGGUCAGGAGGAGGAUUGGAGCUUCCUUCAAGCUGGAUGAAGGUCUAAUCUAUUUGGAGAAAGAGGAUUCCGAACUGCAGGGGCUGGAAACCGAGCUGGCUCUUCAGCGGCAGAUUUACGAGGCGGCACGGAAACUUUCCCUGGAGGAGAACCUCAGCAAGCCCCAGAAAAAGAGCCGGGCGCAGCAGUGCAAGAGGGAGGAGAAGAAAGUGAAGGAGCUGCAGGAGGCUGUGUUCCAGCACAGGAUCAAGAGCGAGUGCAACUCUCCAUCCAUCAGUGUCACAACCUGUAAAAAGAAUGCAGAUCUAAAUAUGUCUGAUGACAGCUCCCUGUCUGAUGUGGUGGCCCUGGAUGACGAUGUGGACUCCCUCGGCCCCAUCUCCCCUCCAGUGUUGAACUCAGACGUGCCUCAGAUGCCACCUCCUAAGAUUGCGGAGUAUGAGCCCUCUCCCAUCCAGAACUCUCCCUGGAAGGAGUCCAGCCUGGACCAGCCUUAUCAGAAGGAUGCAAAACCUCUGUCUGUUGGCAGCAGUGGGCCCAGUUGUCCGGCAGGAAAACGUGUCUCAGCAGACAUCAACAGAAUCCCUCUCUCCCAGUUUAUUAAGAACUCAGCCCUUCGUCACAAUCACUCCACCAGCGCCCCCUCUACCCCAGAUCUGCACGUGCGCCGACAGUACUCCCAAUCCUUCAGGCUUCCCAAAAGUAAGCCACCUGCUGACAAGGAGCGCCUCAGCUUGGAAAACCUCAAAGGCCACGCCCGUUUGCCCCAGCGGCGCUGUGCCGCUGACUUUAUCGUGCUGUCCCCAGAGUUCUCUCCCUUACGUCCAUACCAGUCCAGUUCUGAGGACAGCAGCUCCGAACAUUCGUCUUCAUCCUACAUGAGCUCACCAGGCAAGGAUGGACCCACGGAGAUCCCCAAGCUCUGCCCUCCACCGUAUGGCUUCCACUUUGGAGCGCCCAAGACAGGGCUGCCAGGUGACUCACAGAAGAACAACAAUCAGGUUCAGCCCAGUCCUGGUACCCCACUCUCCCCUCAGGACCUGGGGAAGCGCUUUGUGUCCUCAUCACCUGUGAUACGCAGCAGCCCUCAGCAAAGACAGAGGCAGGAGGGGACAUUAUCACCUGCAAGGAGAACACCCAAGCUCCCGCCUCCUUACACCACGGUGGGGCGAACGCCCUCGCUGAAGGAGUACCCUAACCAUGCCAUCCGUACCAUGCCCAGGGAGGUUGUGUCGGAAGAGCUGAAGUCCUGGCACCAGCGCAGUCAGAACCCCAACUUUGUGGAGCAGCAGAGCCUCCUGAGUGUCAAGAGCCCCACCUCACCACACAUGCCUCCAUUUAAUCAGGGUUCUGGUAAUCUGGUUCUCCAGAGAGCUGCAGAUGGGACCCCGGUCCAGUGGUUUGUUGCAGAGGAUGCAGAAAUUGUGAGCCAGGUGUAGCUGUGACUCACCUCCUCCUCAAUAGUGUGCUUAUUAGGAUCCAUGCGACCGCUUUCUAUGUUUUCUAUAUUUAAGGCUGUAUUUAUUGAAGUCCUGGGACUCUCUAUGAGAAUGACACGUUGAUGCAGAAAAUGCAGACCUAGUGGUGCACUGUUGAGCAUACCGCUCCCUUUUUAUUGUAUAAUUUAAACGUUAACGUAAGGUGACAUGCCGAUAUUAUUUAUUUGAAAUGCUUUUCUAAUAGAUCCUUCUCAAAAAUGUGAGGUGAAUUGAUGCAAUUAGAAGAAUGGGUCACAUUAUUUGAAGGAGGACUCCUCUGUGGCCGGCACACAUUUUGCACAAAACGUUCACCCACAGUUGCUUCUCCAUUCCUAAUAUAAUUUUUAUAUUUAUCCUCUAUUUAAAGUUUGUUGCUCUUAACAUGAAGACUACUAAAGGUUUUGCUUUUGUUUUAAAUAGUUACAAUUUAACAAGUUGAAUUUAUGAAGGAAUAAUGUAUUAUUCUUCCCUGAAGCCUUUUAAGAGUGAUUUGAUGACUGUUUUCACUGUGUAAUGUUACUAACCAGGUGAUUGUAUUGUUUUGUAUAUUUAUAUUAA